CUCUGGUCUCCAACUGUCCAUUAACUGUAUUAGCCCGUGUUUGUCUUUUCUCAAAAGGAAACUUGGGUAUUCUGCCAAGAAAUCUUCUGCAAUCACGAAAAUGGCAGAAGGUAAAUCAUCACAAGAAGCACCUUCUCCUCCUGCUGAUGCUCAGCUCUUUGGUCUCCUGUCCAGUCUCCUCCAACAGGUUGAAUCAUUAACCAAUCAAGAGGAAGUAGAAUUACGUGCCAAGAUUGAAGCCUUGGGAUCGGAGGUUACUAAAGUCCCUUCAAAAUCUGCGCAAGAUCUUGAUGAGAUUGAAAUAGCAAAGGAGCUGGAUAAACUGUCCUCAAAACUGGAUGAUGUUGACAAAAUGAUAUCCUCAGAUCCAGAGGUGCGAUCUCUCCUGAGUAGUACAGCUGAUGUGUGGAUGCCAGUCAUCACAGCAAAUUCCAAUGAAAGACGUAAUUUUACAGCUACUUUUGCAGAUGAUAAUCAUGAAGUGCAAGGAAAAGAUUCCAAAUAGAUUUGUAAUUUAGAUUGUUGUUUUAAUAUUUUGGUAGAAAAUUGUACAACUCUUUGAGAAAUUUUAAUUUUAUUAAUUACCUUGUUAAUAAGAAUAGAUAGUAAACAUCCCCCAUCCCACGAAGGGUUGUGACAUGGUGCAUUUCAAUUUUCAGCAACGGGUAUUACAUGGUUCUUAUUCU
Molecule: messenger RNA, 686 nt
Organism: Coffea eugenioides
Lineage: Eukaryota; Viridiplantae; Streptophyta; Magnoliopsida; Gentianales; Rubiaceae
Exons: 3
Coding region: 101-505 (134 amino acids)
Source: RefSeq, a predicted model, not a curated record